CAUAUGUCAUCAUUACAUGAAAUGAAAGCCUUCGAGUUUAAUGAAAAGUAGACGUUAUAACGUCUCAACAACUAUAGAUUAUACAUAUAUGGACAAAUAACUCAUAUCAUGUAAGCAUACACUAUUAACUCUCUUUUGUCUCUAUUCCAAUCCAGUUCUCUCUCUAUAUGAGAGUAAAGUUAUAUCAUCAUAUCAUUCACAUACUAACGUCCUCAUCAACGUUUCGUUCAAGUUCUGACAACAUUUUGUUACCUUUUAAUUUCUUUGGUUUCUUUCAUAAUUCAUAACCGUCGAAAGCAAAAUAAAAUGAAGGGACGUAUGUUUUGCGCUUCUCAAGUAUCAACAGCCAUAUGUUCAAGCAUGGACCACAUUCACAAACCAACCACCACCGUCAUGGACGAUGAAAAACUCAGCGGCAGAGAAAUCGACCGCCACAAUCCGAUCAUUGAAGAUGGCAAGAGAUCCUCCGUCGACGAUUAUAUCAGAAUACCCGCUUCUCCAGCAGACGGAGAGAUCAGUAACAAAACAAUAGAGAUCUACAAGGGCAGCAGGAGGAGCGUCACUGCCCGAAAAAGCACCGGCAGUGGCGGUGGAGCCGCGGCGUUGUUGAAGCUCAUCACAAAUGACCUCAGCUUGGCGAGGAAGAGUUUCAGCUGUGUAGCGAGACCCGCAAGUGAGUUCACCAAAACCCCUGCUGGUUCUACAAGGUAUCUUUUGGGCUCCGAUCCGGAUUCUCUUACCGGGUCUUUGGGUCAGGAUACGAUUAAGACGGUAGCUCCUAAAUCUCCUGAUGCUGAAGAGAUAAAACCGUCAAUGGAGGAGAAGACUAGUGGUGGAGGAGGUGGUGGUUCAGACAAGGUCGUUGUUCUCAAAGUGUCUCUCCACUGUAGAGGCUGUGAAGCAAAAGUUAGGAAACAACUGUCCAGAAUGCAAGGUGUGACAUCGUUCAACAUAGAUUUUGCUGCAAAGAAAGUGACUGUGACUGGAGACAUCACUCCCUUGGGAAUAUUGGAUAGCAUCUCAAAGGUUAAAAAUGCUCAAUUCUGGACAGCCCCAACACUCCCAACUCCAAACCUCCCAGUGCCAAAUCUGGAAACUCCAAAUCCCUAGUUUACUUUUUCACUGUCUUAUCUCUCUCACUUGUUGUAAAGUCAACAGUAAAGUUUCAAACUUUACUGCACCUACUUUUCGUUAGAACCAGCUUCGCAGGUUUCAUCAUGAGGCUACACCUCCUCUUUAUGCAGUGAUGCUUAAACAUAUCAUUACAUGUUUGCAUUUUUCACAAAUGUUUUUUUCUUUUAUAUAAUUGAUAGAUACUAUGCAACUUC
Raphanus sativus (radish) is the source of this 1328-nucleotide messenger RNA. RefSeq names its product protein SODIUM POTASSIUM ROOT DEFECTIVE 2. The coding region runs from base 307 to 1110 and encodes 267 amino acids. The record is from RefSeq and is a predicted model, not a curated record. Lineage: Eukaryota; Viridiplantae; Streptophyta; Magnoliopsida; Brassicales; Brassicaceae. The transcript is spliced from 3 exons. Gene Ontology annotation, molecular function: metal ion binding.